GUCAAAUUCCUCAGCGCGGGGAGGAACUUGAGUAACAGCGACUCCAAAAACAAGCAGAGAUCCGAUGCAUGGACACACAGCAGUCUUCUCUAUAAACUUCAUUUAACAGCGCAGGAGAAGCAAAUAUGGCAGAAGAAGGUGAGAUGGAGAGUAUUGUCCCUAGUGCCCUCAACACAAGGAGUGAAACAGGAGCACUAGUGGAGGUCAAGUUUCAGAAAAACCCCUAUCAAACCCAGAAGUACCUGGAGGCAGAACCAAAAGCUUUAGGGGUAACACAGAUUAUGCUGAGUCUCUUUUUCUUGAGUAUCUUAGGUGCGACUUUGAGAGAUCAACACCACCCCACAGCCAUCAUCCGUGCUAUCAUUUCUUCAGCUAGCAUAAUAGCUGGUAGUGUGGCAAUAGCAGCACGGAAUCUUCACCUUCCUACACUGAAGGCCUGCUUGGGGAUGCAGGUUGUGGCGUGUGUGCUGUCAGUGAUCUACUUUUUCAUAAGUUCGGUUGUAAUAGUAGGACCUUCCUUCUUUCGCUACUGCUGGACUGACUACCAGAAUGGUACAUCACAAAACAUGUGUGACAGACUGAUGGCUCUCAGUGAGCAUAUCAUAGGAAUACAGAUGCUGGUGCAGUUGACUCAGAUUGCUCUCUCUGCAACCUUGGCUGCUUUCUGCUGCAAAGUAAUUCAGUGCUGCUCCCCGAGGAGCAAUGUGCCUGUUAUUGUGGUGAACGCACCCCCAGGUCCUCAGUGACGACAGAGUCACAACUCAUUUAACCACAGUUUUGUUUUACACACAUGCAUUAUAUAUAUACAACACACACAAUUGCUCUCUCUCUCUCUCUCUCUCUCUCUCUCUCU
Messenger RNA from Ictalurus furcatus (blue catfish), 853 nucleotides. RefSeq lists its product as uncharacterized. NCBI's taxonomy places the organism in Eukaryota, Metazoa, Chordata, Actinopteri, Siluriformes, Ictaluridae. The record is from RefSeq and is a predicted model, not a curated record. The transcript is spliced from 7 exons. The coding region runs from base 126 to 746 and encodes 206 amino acids.